GAGCUCUCACAUAAACUAAUCUGAAAUAAAACGCAUGUGUCUCUCACAGGCAGUCGAACCAUAAUCAUAACCGCUUUCUGUGUUUGUUCGUUUAUCUGUUCAUUUCUUUGGUUUGCGGUCUGUCGUGUUGUGCUCUUGUGGCAUGCUGUUAAUGUUGAUUAAAGAUGCAAGCCUUUAGUAAAUGAUUUUAUAGACACGACAUGAUAGUUAUUAAGUUCAGACUCUGUUCAGUAACAGUUAGAGGAAUGACUCACGAAUGACUCACACGUUCGCGUUUUACUUGAUACAGAGAAAAUGCGUGUUUUCUGUCUGUCUGUUAAACACGAUCAGGCUGAAUGAAACAAAUGCAUCAUUGGGUUCAGCCAAAAUGCGGGGUUUAAGUUUAUAUGAGGAAAAAAAACAUGCAAGUCCAAUUAUUCCAUGAACGUCAAAUGGCAGUGCUCUGAAUCUCCAUAUUAGGGUUUCAACAUUUAUAAGCGCAAUCUUCUCAAAAACCCCACACACUUCUCGUCAGUAUUUCACACUUUAGCUUGGUAAAGUCGUGAGAGGUGUUUCCUCCCAUUACUGAUCUCGAACCACACUCUCCAUACCAAAAUAAAAGUAAUUAAUUCAAGAGAACGGGCCAAACUGACCUCAGGCCAGUGUUAAAGUGAACUUACAGAGAAAGGGGUCUCUUAAAAGUCUCAUAGUUUCCUGAUUUGAACCUUCAGUUUCAUGAGACACAACUUUUAAACAUUAACUGGCAGUUCUGUCUCUCUGAGGGCUGCAGGCAUGUUUCUGAGAUUAUCUGUUCACCAUCCCAUCCUCACUUUAGCCCUGUCAAUCAUUUUGACUACCAGCAACUCUGUUCAGAAUAUGGUUGAGGGGGAGGAGUCAGUCAUCGAGAGGCGUGGCUUUUCAGUGAUCUGGAAUAUACCUACAGCUUGGUGUCAGCAUCGAUACGGGGUCUUCCUGCCACUACGCGAGUUCAACAUCAUACAUAACUCAAAGCAGAGAUUUCAGGGUCAGAAUAUGAGCAUAUUUUAUCAGCGUCAUCUGGGCCUUUACCCCUACAUCAACCAUCAGGGCUCAAAGAUCAAUGGUGGCCUGCCUCAACUAGGAAUCCUGAGUGCUCACCUCUCAUUGGCCAAGGUGCAGAUCAAUGAGGUAUUGAGAAAGACAUUCAGCGGAUUAGCCGUGCUAGAUUGGGAAGAAUGGCAGCCUGUAUGGAUGUGGAACUUUGGGACCAGAAUCGUAUAUAGGAAAUUUUCAAAAAAGCUGGUUAGGUGGAAACAUCCAGAUAUGUCAGAAGAGGAAGUGCAAUCUGAGGCGAAAGCAGAGUUUGAAUUAACAGCAAGAGCAUUUAUGGAAGAGACCCUACGCCUAGGUGUUCGCCUACGCCCCGAGGGAUUAUGGGGGUUUUAUGGAUUUCCCAGUUGCUAUAACAAUCGUGGCCAAGGACAGAGUGGAUACACGGGGCAGUGCCACAAUGGAACAGAGACACUGAAUGAUAAACUGGCAUUUUUGUGGCAACACUCCACUGCUUUGUAUCCCAGCAUUUAUUUGUGGCGUAAGAUGGCAGGACACACACACGCUCAACUCAUGGUGAGACACCGUGUACUUGAGGCUCUCCGAGUGGCAUCCCAGCAUUCACCUGGCACUGAAGCACUUCCUGUUUUUCCCUACACCAGAUUGGCAUUCACACACACAUUGGAAUUUCUUAAUCGGACGGAUUUGGAGCACACACUAGGUGAGAGUGCUGCUUUAGGUGCCACUGGAGUUGUGUUAUGGGGCGAGCUGAGUUUUGCCAAGUCUAAGCGGCAGUGCGAUCUCUUGCGUGAUUACAUCAGCUCAGAAUUGGGAGAAUAUGUGGCCUCCCUGCAGGCCGGUGUCAGGAACUGCAGUGAAAGAAUGUGUAACGGCCAGGGACGGUGCACUCGGCGGGUCCCUCACUCAGGUUACAUGAUCCCUCUACAUGGUACCCAUGAAGUUCCUCCUCUCAGUGACAUGAUGUCAAAGUUUAAGUGUAUCUGCUUUAAAGGAUGGAGUGGAGAACACUGUGAGCAAAGAAUUUCCUAAGAAAGUAUUUGCUGUUCUGAAUUUCCAUAUUAUUAUAAAUCACACACAUAAUAACAAUGACUUUGAUUCAUCCAACAACAAUAAAAGCAAAUACAUGUUAAUGUGAAACUCAGCUUGCAACCCAUUUUAUUUGUAAUGUGACAUUUCGGAGUUAAACAGAAUAAAAAAAAAAUUAUAGUUUCA
Carassius gibelio (silver crucian carp) is the source of this 2241-nucleotide messenger RNA. Its product is annotated as hyaluronidase-1. The record is from RefSeq and is a predicted model, not a curated record. Gene Ontology annotation, cellular component: acrosomal vesicle. NCBI's taxonomy places the organism in Eukaryota, Metazoa, Chordata, Actinopteri, Cypriniformes, Cyprinidae. The transcript is spliced from 4 exons. Gene Ontology annotation, biological process: carbohydrate metabolic process; hyaluronan catabolic process. The coding region runs from base 772 to 2058 and encodes 428 amino acids. Gene Ontology annotation, molecular function: hyalurononglucosaminidase activity.